UGACGACAGAGUUGCGCCGGCGUCCGGGUCUAAGAAGAGCGGGAGGUGGUGGCGGCCUUGAGAAGAUGCUGGAGACCUAGGCUCGCUACGCCUGGCCCGACCUGAGUAGAGAGUGGAGAAAGGGUGGGAGGCGAGGUCGAUGUAUGUGGCCGGAGCGGACGGUGCAGAUUGCGAGCCGGCCUAAAAGGCUGCUCUUUGGCGUAAAUUGCAAUCGAUUAGGGAUCGUUUCUCAGACUCAAGUUAGAAGUGAGAGUUCAGAUAAGUGAGGCCGACAUUGCUGCCUUGAAGAAGGGGAGAAUGGAUUUAUCAGGAGUGAAAAAGAAGAGCUUGCUAGGAGUCAAAGAGAAUAAUAAAAAGUCCAGCACUAGGGCUCCUUCUCCUACCAAACGCAAGGACCGCUCUGAUGAGAAGUCCAAGGAUAGAUCUAAAGAUAAAGGGGCCACUAAAGAGUCAAGUGAGAAGGAUCGUGGCAGAGAUAAGACUCGGAAGAGGCGCAGUGCUUCAAGCGGAAGCAGCAGCACCAGGUCUAGGUCCAGCUCAACCUCCAGCUCGGGCUCCAGCACCAGCACAGGCUCAAGCAGUGGCUCCAGCUCGUCCUCUGCAUCCAGCCGCUCAGGAAGCUCCAGCACCUCCCGGAGCUCCAGUUCUAGCAGCUCUUCUGGCUCCCCCAGCCCUUCUCGGCGCAGGCAUGACAACAGGCGGCGGUCCCGCUCCAAAUCCAAACCACCUAAAAGAGAUGAAAAAGAGAGGAAAAGGCGGAGUCCUUCACCUAAACCCACCAAAGUGCACAUUGGGAGGCUCACCAGGAACGUGACCAAGGAUCACAUCAUGGAGAUAUUCUCUACUUACGGGAAAAUUAAAAUGAUUGACAUGCCUGUAGAAAGGAUGCAUCCUCAUCUAUCCAAAGGCUAUGCAUAUGUGGAAUUUGAGAAUCCAGAUGAAGCAGAGAAGGCACUGAAACACAUGGAUGGAGGACAAAUUGAUGGCCAAGAGAUCACUGCUACUGCUGUGUUGGCACCAUGGCCUCGGCCACCACCUCGGCGAUUCAGCCCACCUAGGAGAAUGCUUCCGCCACCUCCUAUGUGGCGUAGGUCACCCCCACGGAUGCGGAGAAGGUCUCGAUCCCCAAGACGCAGGUCACCUGUGCGAAGGAGGUCUCGAUCUCCUGGCCGCCGCCGCCAUAGGAGCCGAUCCAGCUCCAACUCCUCCCGAUAAGCAGGGACAUUGAUUCGUACCUCUGUAACUUAUGCUCCCCAGACUCAGUUUUGUCCUUUUCUCUAGCCAAAUGAGUGUCUGUAGGGAAGAAUCCCUCACCAGGGUAGGCUCUGAAGACAGCAGUUGAGAUAUCUCCUCUGCAGGAAAGUUCUGGCUUAUGGAGGCACUGUUGAUUCAGGACUGUCCCCAUAGAGGUACCCUGUAGUUUUCUGGCUAGAAAGUUCACCCCUUCAGUUCUUGACAGUCUGUUUGGUAGCAGAGCCAGUGGGACCUGUGGCAGCACACCAUUUUCUACAGAUGACCUAGGACCAGUCAGACAACCUGAUCAAGCCCUUGCUGUCGCUGUGCCACACUGUGGAGAGGACCAAGCUGCUCUUCUGUAGGCCUGACCAUGCCCCUGCUUAGUACUCUUCACCGGCUAGGGUUAAAGCCUUUGAAGGAUUCCUCCAUAAAUGGCUAUCUUUUCUGUCCCCGUGUCUGUUACUUUCUAAAAUUGGUGAGCCAGUUCUACAGGGUCCUCAUGAAACCUACCCCACCCCCACUGUCACCUGCCAUUCGUGGUGAUGUUGCAGGUUAACCUUGGCAAUGUGUACAUUGCCUCUUUUUGCUUUUAUUGUACAGUCAGUACUAUAAAAUUUGUUUUGAGUUUUAUAACUUUGUAGCAUUUUAGAUAAGGUUGUGUUUGUACUUGUGUAGAGUGAAAGGCCUGUGUUGAAUAAACCUAGGAUUAGAAUGCAAAUUGA
Molecule: messenger RNA, 1958 nt
Organism: Arvicanthis niloticus (Nile rat)
Lineage: Eukaryota; Metazoa; Chordata; Mammalia; Rodentia; Muridae
Gene: Rnps1
Product: RNA binding protein with serine rich domain 1
Biological process (GO): mRNA splicing, via spliceosome
Cellular component (GO): nucleoplasm; cytoplasm; ASAP complex
Molecular function (GO): RNA binding
Source: RefSeq, a predicted model, not a curated record